Molecule: messenger RNA, 2440 nt
Organism: Mangifera indica (mango)
Lineage: Eukaryota; Viridiplantae; Streptophyta; Magnoliopsida; Sapindales; Anacardiaceae
Product: peroxisomal fatty acid beta-oxidation multifunctional protein AIM1
Exons: 18
Coding region: 105-2279 (724 amino acids)
Biological process (GO): fatty acid beta-oxidation
Cellular component (GO): peroxisome
Molecular function (GO): (3S)-3-hydroxyacyl-CoA dehydrogenase (NAD+) activity; NAD+ binding
Source: RefSeq, a predicted model, not a curated record
AUAGAAAAAUGAAUAAGCGGGCUUUAAUCACAAUAAAUAUCCUUCCAUAUCUUCUUCUUCUUCUUCUUCAUUAUCGCAACAGAUCUUCGGAAUUAGCCUAGGACAUGGCGCAGCCUCGGGUAACUAUUGACGUUGGGAACGACGGCGUCGCCGUCAUCACCAUCAGUAAUCCUCCUGUCAACGCCGUAGCCAUUCCAAUUAUUAUCGGAUUGAAGGAAAAGUUUGAUGAGGCCACAAGGAGGGAAGAUGUUAAGGCUAUUGUUUUGACCGGCAAAGGUGGAAGGUUUUCUGGUGGUUUUGAUAUCAAUGUUUUUGAGAAAGUUCACAAGACUGGGGAUGUUUCACAUUUGCCUGAUGUAUCAGUUGAUCUUGUUGUUAACACGAUUGAAGAUUGUAGGAAACCUGUUGUUGCAGCCAUGGAAGGAUUAGCUCUUGGAGGUGGCUUAGAAUUGGCAAUGGGAUGUCAUGCACGUAUUGCUGUUCCAAAAGUUCAACUUGGUUUGCCUGAAUUAACUCUGGGAGUGAUUCCUGGUUUUGGAGGCACACAACGCCUGCCAAGACUGGUAGGGCUUCCAAAGGCGGUUGAAAUGAUGCUGUUAUCCAAAUCAAUCAUGUCUGAAGAGGGCAAGAAGCUUGGUCUGAUCGAUGCUAUUGUGGCUUCUGAAGAAUUGCUGAAAGUAUCUCGUUUAUGGGCUUUAGACAUCGCAGCAAGGCGCAAACCAUGGAUACGUACCCUUCACAGGACAGACAAGAUUGGUUCUCUUGCUGAAGCAAGAGAGGUGCUGAAAACUGCAAGACAACAAGCCAAGAAGACUGCCCCAAAUAUGCCUCAGCACCAUGUUUGUCUUGAUGUGAUGGAGGAGGGUGUCAUUCAUGGAGGGUACAGUGGGGUUCUAAAGGAGGCCAGAGUUUUCAAGGAUUUAGUCUUGUCAGACACUUCAAAAGGUCUUGUACAUGUCUUUUUUGCACAACGGGCAACCUCAAAGGUGCCUAACGUUUCAGAUGUUGGACUCAAACCAAGGGUUGUGAAGAAAGUUGCUGUUAUUGGUGGAGGUCUUAUGGGUUCUGGCAUAGCUACUGCUAUUAUCCUGAGCAACAUGCAUGUUGUUCUCAAGGAAGUUAACUCUGAAUAUCUUCUGCAGGGGAUAAAAAGAAUAGAAGCAAAUGUUCGAGCCUUGGUAACAAGGGGGAAGUUGACAGAGGAUAAAGCAAACAAAGCCCUUUCAAAGCUUAAAGGUGUAUUGGAUUACUCAGAAUUUAAAGAUGUCGAUAUGGUCAUAGAGGCAGUCAUAGAAAGUAUUCCUCUGAAACAAAAAAUAUUUAGUGAAAUUGAGAAAGCCUGCCCUCCUCACUGUAUUUUGGCAACAAAUACUUCUUCUAUUAGCCUGAACAUCGUCGGAGAGAAGACCAGUUCUCAGGAUCGUAUUAUAGGGGCACACUUUUUCAGUCCUGCCCAUGUGAUGCCUCUUCUGGAAAUUGUACGAACAGAGAAAACAUCUGCGCAAGCAAUUCUUGAUCUCAUGGCUCUUGGAAAGAGCAUAAAGAAAGUUCCUGUUGUGGUGGGCAACUGCACUGGCUUUGCAGUCAACCGAACAUUUUUUCCGUAUACACAAGGCGCAUAUAUUCUGGUCAGUUUAGGCGUGGAUGUGUUCAGAAUUGACAAGGCAAUCAGCAGUUUUGGCCUCCCUAUUGGCCCUUUCAUGCUUCAGGAUGUAGCAGGAUAUGGAGUAGGUGCUGCAGUUGGGAAAAUAUUUGUCGAAGCCUUCCCUGAUCGCACAUUUAAAAGUCCUUUGGUUGACCUUUUGGUGAAAAAUGGACGAAAUGGUAAAAACAAUGGAAAGGGAUACUACAUUUAUGAAAAGGGAAGCAAGCCUAGACCAGAUCCUUCCGUUCUACCAAUUAUUAAUGAGAGUAGAAAACUAACCAAUAUUAUGCCUGGGGGAAAGCCUAUAUCAGUUACUGACAAAGAAAUUGUGGAGAUGAUAUUUUUUCCAGUGGUGAAUGAGGCAUGUCGUGUUCUUGAAGAAGGAAUACUAGUUCGAGCAUCUGAUCUUGACAUUGCAUCAGUUCUUGGAAUGAGUUUCCCAUCUUACCGAGGUGGUAUUGUUUUCUGGGCUGAUACAGUUGGAGCAAAACAUAUAUAUACAAGUCUAAAGAAAUGGUCGGAAAUGUAUGGGAACUUUUAUAAACCAUCAAGGUUCUUGGAAGAAAGAGCAAUCAAAGGCAUUCCAUUGAGUGCACCAGUGUCAUCCUCUCCUACAUCAAAGUCUCGUCUCUAGGCAAUAAAUUUAAUUUAUGGUUGUUCAGGAAUUGUGAUGGAGGAAAAAUAAGUGGGUUUCCUGUGCUCAGAAUGCCCAGGUAGAAAUAAAAGUGUGUCAUUCUAUUUUUCGUACUGUAGAAUUGUGGCAUCGUUGAAUCAGUUUGAGUAGUUUGUUUGGCA